CAUUGGGUUGAUGGGUCGUACUUGAAACCGCCAUAACCUGAGAAAAUAAAUCAAAACCCAAAAACCCUAAACCCUGCAACUGAUAGUCCGUCGUCUCGCAUUGCGGUUCAGCAGAGAUGGAUCACAUAGCAGCCGUUGAACAGCAGAUGAUACAAGAGAGGCUAAGGCGUAAACUCAGUGAAGUCAACACUGCUGCUCAGACCUACCUCUCUCCCGUCCAAGACCACAUUAAUUUCAAUCUUCAGAAAGCGUACUUUAAGUGUGCAUAUGAGUGCUUUGAUAGGAGAAGAAGACAAGAUGAGAUAAGCACUUGUGUGGAACAUUGCAGUGUCCCAGUGGUCAAUGCGCAACAUCAUUUUGAGAAUGAGAUGGCGAAGUUUCAAGAAAAGUUAAAUAGGUCACUGAUGGUCUGCCAAGACAAGUUUGAGGCAGCAAAGCUCCAAAAGGUUGGAAGUGAUGCCGUGAAUGCUCUAGAAUCAUGUGUCGAUCAGUCAAUCGAGGAGAAUAUCAAGACGCUGCCACAUCUUGUUGGAAGAUUAAAGGCUUCCUUCUCCAUGAGCGAUUAGUUCAAGCAUUGGUCUGAACUUCUGAUAAUGUUUCUCUCUUUCGGUCAUUGUUCAACUUUCAAUAUUCUACUUAAGUUACAGUAGUCCAUAAACAUCAAAUUAUUUGAGGUUGGAAGAGAAAAAGGAAUCACAUUUGUUUGGAUUGAGAGAUCACCUCCUGAUCCUAAGUUGAACCGUUGAAGAGAAUGUCUAAUUUCUACUUAUAUUGGUGGACGGCAGUUUAUUGAUUAUUCAGAUGAUUUUUU
Tripterygium wilfordii is the source of this 811-nucleotide messenger RNA. RefSeq names its product protein FAM136A-like. Bases 117 to 566 code for a protein of 149 amino acids. NCBI's taxonomy places the organism in Eukaryota, Viridiplantae, Streptophyta, Magnoliopsida, Celastrales, Celastraceae. The record is from RefSeq and is a predicted model, not a curated record. Gene Ontology annotation, cellular component: cytoplasm. The transcript is spliced from 3 exons.